AUGAAGAGUGACAGAUCCAUACCUGAGCCUCUGAACUUCCAUGGAGAGAGAGUGAACUUUGACCCAAGACUGCAGACUCAGAGAGCAGGAUCUCCAGUGCCCAGCUGUGUGUCUAUGAAGAGUGACAGAUCCAUGCCUGAGCCUCUGCACUUCCAUGGAGAGAGAGUGAACUUUGACCCAGGACUGCAGACUCAGAGAGCAGGAUCUCCAGUGCCCAGCUGUGUGUCUAUGAAGAGUGACAGAUCCAUGCCUGAGCCUCUGCACUUCCAUGGAGAGAGAGUGAACUUUGACCCAAGACUGCAGACUCAGAGAGCAGGAUCUCCAGUGCCCAGCUGUGUGUCUAUGAAGAGUGACAGAUCCAUGCCUGAGCCUCUGCACUUCCAUGGAGAGAGAGUGAACUUUGACCCAGGACUGCAGACUCAGAGAGCAGGAUCUCCAGUGCCCAGCUGUGUGUCUAUGAAGAGUGACAGAUCCAUGCCUGAGCCUCUGCACUUCCAUGGAGAGAGAGUGAACUUUGACCCAGGUGUGGAGACAGAUCUAACUGAGGGUCAGAACGUCCAACACAACACAUUCAAGUCUGAGUUACAUCUUCUCCUGCUGAGAAUCAUUGAGGGUCAUAAAACCACCCUGAAAAAGAAGUAUGAAUGCUUAUAUGAAGGUGUCGCACUGAAAGAAAACCAAACCCUCCUCAACAGCAUUUACACAGAGCUCUACAUCACAGAGGGAGAGAGUGAAGGAGUGAAUGAGAAACAUGAGAUUUUACAGAUUGAAGCAGCAUCCAGGAAAUGGGUUUCUCAAGACAAACCAAUCAGCUGCAAUGACAUCUUCAAACCCUUGUCAACCAACAGAACUAAACAGCAGAAAAAAUCUUUGUCAAGAGAGAAACCUGAAAGGGACAGGCAAAAGCCAGAAAUCAGAACUGUACUCACCAAGGGCAUUGCUGGAAUUGGAAAAACAGUCUCUGUGCAGAAGUUCAUUCUGGACUGGGCAGAAGGAAGGACCAAUCAGGACAUUGAUUUUGUGUUGGUUCUUCCUUUUAGAGAACUGAACUUGGUUAAAGAUGAACAGUUCAGUCUUCAUGGACUCCUGUUAGAGUUUCACCCAGAGCUGAAAGACUUAGAUCCAAAGAAAUAUAAUGACUGUAAAAUGCUGUUCAUCUUUGAUGGUUUAGACGAAAGUCGACUUCAGCUGAAUUUUUCUGAGAGGCUGUGUGAUGCGACCAAAACAUCAUCAGUGAAUAUACUGAUAUCAAACCUCAUCAAAGGAAAUCUUCUUCCAUCUGCACUCAUCUGGAUAACCUCCAGACCAGCAGCAGCCAGUCAGAUCCCCUCUAAAUUCAUCAGUCGCGUGACAGAAGUCCAAGGAUUCAGUGAUUCCCAGAAAGAGGAAUACUUCAGAAAAAGAGUCAGUGAUGAGAGUCAAGCCAACAGAAUCAUCUCACACAUCAAGACAUCAGUGAGUCUCCACAUCAUGUGUCACAUCCCAGUGUUCUGUUGGAUUUCAGCCACCGUGCUUCAGGAAAUGCUGCGUCGAGACAAUGUUAAAGAGAUCCCUAAAACUCUGACUGAGAUGUACACACACUUCCUGCUCAUUCAGACUAAAGUGAAGAAGCAGAAAUAUGAAGAGAAAGUUGAGACAGACUCAAAGAAUCUUCUGGAAUCAAGCAAGGAGAUCUUUCUGAAACUUGCAAAGCUGGCUUUUAAGCAGUUGAUGAGGGGUAAUGUCAUGUUUUAUGAAGAGGAUCUGAGAGAAUGUGGUGUUGAUGUGAGUGAGGCCACAGUGUACUCUGGGAUUUGUACUGAGAUCUUCAAGGAGGAAUCUGUGUUUCGUCAGAAGAAGGUCUACUGCUUUGUGCAUCUGAGUGUUCAAGAGUUCUUUGCUGCUCUCUAUGUGUUUUAUUGCUAUGUAAACAGGAACAUGAAGGCACUGAAAUAUUUUCUGAAGAAAAAGACCAGAGGGGAGCCAAACAAUGUUCUCUUGGUUGAGUUACUGAAAGGAGCUGUGGAUAAAUCUUUGGAGAGUAAGGAUGGACAUCUUGAUCUGUUUGUCCGCUUCCUUCAUGGCAUCUCACUAGAGUCCAACCAGAGACUCCUACAAGGCCUGCUGACACACACACAGAACAACCAAAUAAGCAUAAACCAAAUAAGCCGUUACAUCAAAGAGUUAAAUAAAGAUGGCGUCCCACCUGAGAGAUGGAUCAAUCUACUGCACUGCCUGACUGAAAUGAAUGAUCACUCUCUCCAUGAAGAAAUUCAAGCUUUUGUCAAGUCUGAAAAUUACAGAACUAAACUCUCACUUGCACACUGCACAGCACUGGCCUACAUGUUUCUGAUGUCAGAGGAGGUGCUGGAUGAGUUUGACCUGAAGAAAUACAACACAUCAGAUGAGGGUCGUAGGAGACUGCUCCCAGCUGUGAGGUGCUGCAGAAAAGCUCUACUCAGAGACUAUAACCUCACUCAGCAGUCCUGUGAAACUAUCGCCUCAGCUCUGAAGUCAGUGAACUGCCCCGUGAGAGAACUGGACCUGAGAAGCACUGGUGUUCAGGAUUCAGGAGUGAUGAUGCUCUGUGCCUCACUAAAGAAUCCAAACUGUAAACUGGAAAUACUGAGACUUGCUGGUUGUAAACUCACUGAACAGUCCUGUUCAUCUAUAGCCUCAGUUCUACAGUCAGUAAACUGUCCCCUGAGAGAACUGGACCUGAGUAACAAUGACUUUCAGGAUUCAGGAGUGAAGUUUCUCUGUGUGGGACUGAAGAAUCCACACUGUAAACUGGAGAUACUAAGACUUGCUCUCUGUAAAUUUACUGAACAGUCCUGUUCAUCUAUAGCCUCAGUUGUACAGUCAGUAAACUGUCCCCUGAGAGAACUGGACCUGAGUAACAAUGACCUUCAGGAUUCAGGAGUGAAGUUUCUCUGUGUGGGGCUGAAUAAUCCACACUGUAAACUGGAGAUACUGAGGUUGUCUGGUUGUUUAGUGACAGAGGAAGGCUGUUAUUCUCUGGCUUCAGCUCUGAGUUCAAACCCCUCACACCUGAGAGAACUGGAUCUGAGCUACAAUCACCCAGGAGACUCAGGAGUGAAGCCUCUCUCCACACAGAUGAAUCAACACUGUCGACUUAAUGUGGAGCAUGGAGGAGAAUUCAGGAUCAAACCAGGAUUAAGAAAAUAUGUCUGUGAUCUCACACUGGACCCAAACACAGUAAACACACUCCUCUCUCUGUCUGAGGGGAACAGAAAGGUGACACAUGUGAGAGAGAAACAGUCGUAUCCUGAUCAUCCAGAGAGAUUUGAUAGGUGGUAUCAGGUCAUGUGUAGAGAGAGUCUGACUGGACGCUGUUACUGGGAGACUGAGUGGAGUGGAGAUGAGGCUGCUAUAGCAGUGACAUAUAAAGGAAUCAGGAGGAAAGGAGUGAGUGAUGACUGUGGGUUUGGAUACAAUGAAAAGUCCUGGAGUCUGGAGUGGUCUGGUAACAGAUACUCUGUCCGCCACAAUAAUCAGAGAACUGUCAUACCUCAUGACCCCUCACACACACACAGAGUAGGAGUGUAUCUGGACUGGUCGUCUGGAACUGUGUCCUUCUACAGCGUCUCCUCUGACACACACACACUCACACACUUACACACAUUCCACUGCACAUUCACUGAACCCCUCUAUGCAGGGUUUACUUGCAGCAGCCGAGCGAGGGGCCUCUGGCACGGCCAGAGCGAGGACCAGAAACUAGAACAUGGACAUAAAUCAGAACAGGGACAAGCACCAGAACAGGGACAAAAAACGGAACUGGAUCAGGAACAAGGCCCAGGACUGGAGGCCCACAGGUGA
Chanos chanos (milkfish) is the source of this 3819-nucleotide messenger RNA. RefSeq names its product NACHT, LRR and PYD domains-containing protein 12-like. Lineage: Eukaryota; Metazoa; Chordata; Actinopteri; Gonorynchiformes; Chanidae. The record is from RefSeq and is a predicted model, not a curated record. The transcript is spliced from 13 exons. Gene Ontology annotation, molecular function: protein binding. Bases 1 to 3819 code for a protein of 1272 amino acids.